Molecule: messenger RNA, 387 nt
Organism: Penicillium diatomitis
Lineage: Eukaryota; Fungi; Ascomycota; Eurotiomycetes; Eurotiales; Aspergillaceae
Product: Vps55 family protein
Exons: 3
Coding region: 1-387 (128 amino acids)
Biological process (GO): late endosome to vacuole transport via multivesicular body sorting pathway
Cellular component (GO): Vps55/Vps68 complex; endosome
Source: RefSeq, a predicted model, not a curated record
AUGGCAGCCGGACUCAAGACCAUCAUCGCGCUCUCGUUUGUGCUCGCGAUCGGUUUCCUCCUCGUGAUUCUCUCGUCCGCCCUAUGGCAUAAGUACUGGCCCUUGCUGGUUGUCGCUAUCUAUGUGGUCGCACCACUCCCCAAUUGGAUCUGCGCUCGGUGCGCAAACCCGGAUGACUUUAUGGACAGCUCGAGCAGCUCUGCGAUGGAUUUUGGGCGGUUCAUGACUGGCUUCUUGGUCCUUACUGGAAUUGCCCUCCCCGUAGUCCUUGCACACAGCGGAGCGAUCGAGAUCCCGGCGAUGAUCAUGUCAAUUAUUGGUGGCUUGUUGAUUUACGGCACCAUCAUCAGCUUCUCGAUGUUUUUCCAGGAGCAGGAGGAGUUCUGA